Molecule: messenger RNA, 1277 nt
Organism: Brassica oleracea var. oleracea
Lineage: Eukaryota; Viridiplantae; Streptophyta; Magnoliopsida; Brassicales; Brassicaceae
Product: transcription factor VIP1-like
Exons: 4
Coding region: 82-1068 (328 amino acids)
Biological process (GO): regulation of DNA-templated transcription
Cellular component (GO): nucleus
Molecular function (GO): DNA-binding transcription factor activity
Source: RefSeq, a predicted model, not a curated record
CAUUUUGUCUUCAAAGACUUUCUCUAUUGGGUAGGUAUAAACUACUGAAACAGAGAAACCCAAACCUCGCCGCCUAGAUCGAUGGAGCCUUCUUCCCUGAGAGCAAACCAAUCAUCGAUUCUAAGCGAAAUCGAACGUAUGCCAGAAGCUCCACGUCAGCGUAUCUCUCAUCACCGUCGAGCUCGCUCGGACACUUUCUUCUCCGGCGAAUCAAUUGACGAUCUGCUCCUUUUCGAUCCUUCCGAUGUUGAUUUCUCUUCUCUCGAUUUCCUCAAUGCUCCAACACCUCAAACACAACCACAACCGUCUCCGAUGUCCGUCGAUUCACCUCCGGAAGAAACCUCAUCCAACGGUGCUCCCCCAAUUCCUCUUCCUCCUGGCCGUCACGUUCGAAGCUUCUCAGUUGAUUCCGAAUCCAAUUUCUUCGACGAUCUAACGGCCACUGAGGAUACUCAAUUCGCCCGACCUACAAGCUCUGGAGGGAGAAAGGGUCAUCAUCACCGGAGUAAUUCUGUUGAUGGAGCUACAAGUUCGGGUUCGUUUAACAUGGACUCGAUUCUAGCCGCCGUCAACUGCAAAGACGGUGCUAAGAAGAACAUGGGUAUGGCUAGUGACAGACUCGCCGAGCUUGCGUUGCUUGAUCCCAAAAGAGCUAAAAGGAUUCUAGCAAAUAGACAAUCGGCGGCUAGGUCAAAAGAGAGGAAGAUUAAGUAUACUGGUGAGCUGGAGAGGAAAGUACAAACACUUCAGAACGAAGCAACUACACUCUCUGCUCAAGUCACUAUGUUGCAGAGAGGAACAUCAGACCUGACCACUGAAAACAAACACCUCAAAAUGCGGUUGCAAGCAUUAGAACAACAAGCUGAACUUAGGGAUGCUUUGAAUGAAGCACUGCGGGGAGAACUGAACCGACUGAAGAUAGCCGCUGGAGAAAUUCCUCAAGGGAACGGAAAUUCAUUCAACAACAACCGCUCGCAAUUCUCAUCUCAGCUGGGGAACAGCAAGAACCAGCAGAUGAGCACAAAUGGGCAGCCAUCGAGCUUCAUGGAUUUCAACAAGAGAGGCUAAGUUCCCAAUCUACUCAUUUGGGGAUAUGCUAUAUUGGAUGUAUGUAUGUUUAUGUUUGUUUUAUGGUUUGUGUUAAGUAGUUUGAUUGUAUGUCUAUGGCGUUGUAUGUUCAUAUCCAUAUCACGGUCCUCAUAUAUAUUAAGAGUAGUAACUACUGUAAUACUUCUCCAGACAUCUUUAUUGCAUACAUAUUUACACGAAGUUUAGCA